This is a messenger RNA of Aspergillus oryzae RIB40, 1140 nucleotides long. RefSeq names its product U1 small nuclear ribonucleoprotein 70 kDa. The transcript has 4 exons. The record is from RefSeq and is a predicted model, not a curated record. Gene Ontology annotation, cellular component: precatalytic spliceosome; U2-type prespliceosome; U1 snRNP. Gene Ontology annotation, biological process: mRNA splicing, via spliceosome. Gene Ontology annotation, molecular function: mRNA binding; U1 snRNA binding. Bases 1 to 1140 code for a protein of 379 amino acids. NCBI's taxonomy places the organism in Eukaryota, Fungi, Ascomycota, Eurotiomycetes, Eurotiales, Aspergillaceae.
AUGACGGACAAGCUCCCCCCUCCGCUCCUCGCCCUCUUUCAGCCUCGUCCACCCUUGCGCUAUGUUACUCCCAUUGACCGUGCACCAGAGGACUGUAAGAAGAGUACACUCGGCGGUGUCGCACAAUAUCUCCCGGACUUGAAGGAGUAUGAAGAGGAGUACCCGUACAAUGCUACAGAGAGUUGGAUACAGCGCAAAUUACGACAGAAGCAGGAGAAGAAGGAAAACAUCGAGAAACACUUGACAGAAGGCAUUCAUACAUUCGACCCUUCAAACGACCCGCAAGCUCGUGGUGACCCCUUCAAGACACUUUUUGUAUCUCGUCUUAGUUACGAUGUCAAGGAGUCCGAUCUCGAAAGAGAGUUCGGCCGUUUUGGACCUAUUGAGCGGAUCCGUAUCGUCAAAGACACUGUAACUCCAAAGGGUUCGAAGAAACCGCACAGAGGAUACGCUUUUAUCGUUUACGAGCGCGAGAAAGACAUGAAAGCCGCUUACAAAGAGACGGAUGGCAUUCGUAUCAAGGACCGACGUGUCUUGGUUGACGUAGAACGUGGUCGCACCGUCAAGGGUUGGAAGCCUCGGCGCUUCGGCGGCGGUCUUGGAGGCCGUGGUUACACCAAAGCCUUGCCCUCGCGCCCUAUUGGUCCUGGAUCAUUCGGCGCUCCCUCUGGACCUGGAGGCUAUGGUGGUGGCUUCCGUGGUGGCUUUGGUGGUGGUAGAGGAAGGGGAGGCUUCCGUAACGAACGUUUCGGGGGUCCUCGUGGUGGUGUUGGAUACCAAGGAGGCCGCAAUGGAUUCGGCGGAGGCGGACAAGCUCCACCAAAUGCACCGUCUGGCCCUGGUGGUGGAAGGAGCGGUGGUUUUGGUGGCAGGUUUGGUGAUCGUGAUCGGGGCGCAACCGGAAGCAAUCGUGAACCCGUUAGGCCGAGAGAUGGCUUCUCCGACCGCGAUCGACGGGAUGACCGGGACCGCGAUGGUGGUGACCGGCACAGGGACCGCGACAGGGACAGCUACCGUUACCGGGACCGCGACCGCGAUCGUGAUCGUGGUGACCGAUACGGAGGCCGAGAGGACUAUGGACGCAAGCGAUAUCAUGAGGAUGAUUCAUACGAUGACCCUCGCGCCAAGAGAAGAUACUGA